Messenger RNA from Poecilia latipinna (sailfin molly), 2308 nucleotides. RefSeq names its product sprouty related EVH1 domain containing 3 (gene spred3). Gene Ontology annotation, molecular function: protein kinase binding. Gene Ontology annotation, biological process: negative regulation of MAPK cascade; multicellular organism development. The record is from RefSeq and is a predicted model, not a curated record. The transcript has a single exon. Gene Ontology annotation, cellular component: membrane. The coding region runs from base 343 to 1287 and encodes 314 amino acids. NCBI's taxonomy places the organism in Eukaryota, Metazoa, Chordata, Actinopteri, Cyprinodontiformes, Poeciliidae.
UACCAAUAAAACGCUACACAAGAAGAAAGAAGUGGAAGGAGGAGGAGGAAGAUGAUGGCGGCGCUACGUGUUUUUAAUGACUUAUUGGAUGAAUAAACUUAUGCAGUGUGAUUUAAAUUACAAUUUUUAUUUAAUAGAAUUAUGUUAGCGGACUAUCGUCAAUCUUUGCACACAUUUGUAGCAGGAAGUGAUCAAUGUGUCUGAUGCGUCUUUGCUUGAUAAUUUGGAAAAAUUUAAUAUUUAUUGUUUGUUUCUUGAUUAGCUGCUGGUGCAAAGCACUUUGAACAAAUAAACUUGACUCCACAGAUCCACACCAGGCCGGGACAGCACCAACUCUCUCAAAUGACCACCGUGUUGAACCCGCCGGCGCCUCCGCCGCCGCCUCCUGCUCCACCCACUCCUCCUGUGGGGCCCCCGGCCUCGUCCCCUCUCUCCCCGCUGUCGCCCACCAUUUCGCUGCUGGAGGAAGGAGAUUUGCGCAGCGUGGACCCUUGCAAGGACCUGUGGGGUUCUCGGGGUUACGAGGAUUACAGACGCGCCGGUGCGACCAGGACUAUGGUUGGGGGCCUGACGGGCGGCGUGGUGGUCGGCAGCGGCGGGAGCCUGCAGGACAAGUCGGAGCUGUGCGUGGUUCGCUUCGAGAAGGAGCUGGCGGGCGUGGGGCCGGCCGGCUGCGAGGUCACCGUGAGCCUGGACAGCAAAGCCUCCCAGCGCCUGUCCUCGUCGUCCCCCACCUGCAUGUCCAUGCCCAACGCCGUGUCUGGAGUGUCCUCAGGUGCCGGCUCGCCGCAGGAGCCCAGCAAAGGCUCGCCGUCCCCCUGCUGCAUCCACGCCUCCCGGACUCGUAAGAGAGGCGGGGCAGGCGGCAGCGACCCGGGCGCCAUCUCGCCCGACGAUGACAGCCCGUGCCCCCAGGCGUCGUCAUCGUGCUCGUCUCGCUGCGUCUACUGCCGCUCAGUGUUCAGCGCCUCGGAGAACGGGCGGGGCCGCUGCAGGGACGCCCCCGACCCGGCGUUGCACUGCCUCCGCCAGUGGACCUGUGUGUGGUGCGCGGAGAGCCUGCUGUACCACUGCAUGUCGGACUCGGAGGGGGAGUUCUGGGAGCCCUGUUCGUGCGAUGACUCAAUGGGGGGCCACCCACACCCGCUCUGCUGCGCCCGCUGGUUGGCCCUGCUGGCCCUGUCGCUCUUCGUGCCCUGCAUGUGCUGCUACCUGCCUCUGCGCGCCUGCCUGCGAUGCGGGGAGAGGUGCGGCUGCUGCGGGGGGAAGCACAAAGCGGUCCGAUGAGGCCAGGCUGAGGGGCUGGAGGGCUUCCCUGGACCGGGUGGAACCGAGCACCCGACGGCGGUCCUCCAAAGCCCCGCAGCUUUCCACUGAUUUCAGCUCUUUCUCUUUUCAGCCGGGGGCCUUCCUCGACGGUCCAGGUGCUCUGCACUCUGACUGGGCUCUCUGGGAGUCAUCUGGAGCCUUCGUAGUGGAUUCACUGGGGGAGCGCACUGCAAAAACACCGAAUCUCACCAAGUGUGUUUUUUUUUGUCUGGUUUUUACUGCAAAUAUCUUAGUACAUUUACUUGGUUUUUCUACUUGUACUACUUCAAAAAACAACCCAAGCCCUUAAAAAGAAAACACCCAGCCAUUUUUCGGUGUCUGGAAAAUGAAUCCUUUCAAAAACCUCCAUUUGACGGGUGUUACCUAGCAACCCCAGCCCAUCACCUAGCAACGCCAACUCGAGCACGAAUGGUUGCUGGAAAACAGAAAUGUUUUGUUGCUGACGUGCUAUUCAGAAAGCACUUGCCACAUUCCUGUUGGUUGUGUAGGAGACCCUACUUCUGCUUUUCAAAGAUGUUUGUAUGGUCAAAUAAUUGCAGCCAUUUUCACAUGCGAUAGUAAAAGUUGAUUUAGUGGCCGUGGCUAGCAGCAGCUUGCUUGGAUUUAAAGUUGUCCAUAAAACAACUCAAUUUGAGCAGAAGAACUGGCCAGACUAAAAUCACAUUAUCGAAGAAUGAUUUUGUGGAGAAAAUAUAAUGAACAUGUUUUAUAAAGUUCAUAUCCUAAAGCAUAAAAGUUAAACUUUAAAAUAAGACAAACUAACUUACAAGUAACAUUUCAGCAUGAUAUUAUGUCUGCAGCUAACAAUUAUUUUAGUAAUCGGUUAUUCUUACAAUUAAUCAGGUUAUAAAAACAUUGACCAAGCCAAAGAGGCUUAUUGUGUUUAUUUAGACGUCAAUGUCAAAAACAUUCUUAAAAAUAUAUUUCAUGUGUCCUUAGUAAAGGCAUUUCAGAUUUCAUGAGUGUCAAAUUACUUUAA